Molecule: messenger RNA, 480 nt
Organism: Aspergillus luchuensis
Lineage: Eukaryota; Fungi; Ascomycota; Eurotiomycetes; Eurotiales; Aspergillaceae
Product: DUF3237 domain-containing protein
Exons: 3
Coding region: 1-480 (159 amino acids)
Source: RefSeq, a predicted model, not a curated record
AUGGAACCAAUCUCCCCACCCCCAACCCUAACCCACCUCUUCACACUCCGGUGCGCCGUCGACCCACCCCUCGAAAUCGGCAUGGGGCCGUACGGCCGUCGACGCUGCGUGCCCAUCAAGUCCGGCACCGUGAGGGGGAAGUAUCUCGUGGGAGAGGUUGUUCCGGGAGGAGCGGAUUUUAUGCUAGUUGAAGAGAACCAGACGACGCAUGUGAAUACGAAUUAUGUGAUUAAGAGUGAGGAUGGGGCGUAUAUUUAUGUUAGGACGGAAGGAACCCGAUCCGGUCCCCCCGAAGUGCUAAAGGCAUUGAUGGAAGGCGAUGGUGUCGAUCCAGCGAGUUACUGGUUCCAUUUACAUAUCAAAUUGGAGACAGGACAUGAGAAGUACAGAUGGAUGACGAACCGGGUGAUUGUGGGACGGGCGACGAGGGCAAAGGGGGAGGUUGCGUAUGAUGCGUAUUUCUUGGAGAACUUGUCAUAA